CGAGUCCCAUAAUCCAGUGAAAACACAAGCCCGGGUUCUGUCAACGUGCUGUUAACCCGUGACCACCUUGGUACAAGAAAUAAAGGUGACCUCCGUGACGGUUAAGAAGUGGGAGUGCUGUGGUUGAGAAUCGCUCUAAGCCGAAAAUGUCUAACCCAAUUAAAGUGUUGGUGACUGGCGCCGCCGGGCAAAUAGCCUAUUCUCUCCUUUACCCCAUCGCAAAGGGAGAUGUCUUCGGCAAAGAUCAGCCCAUCAUCCUUGUCCUCCUUGACAUCGGACCCAUGAUGCCAGUCUUGGAUGGUGUUGUUAUGGAGUUGCAGGACUGUGCCCUCCCACUUCUGAGAGAGGUCAUUCCAACAGACAAGGAGGAGGUCGGGUUCAAGGACCUUGAUGUCGCCAUCUUGGUGGGCUCCAUGCCCAGGAGGGACGGCAUGGAGAGGAAGGACCUGCUGAAGGCCAACGUUGCCAUCUUCAAGGCCCAGGGGUCAGCACUGGACAAGUAUGCCAAGAAAACUGUCAAGGUCCUCGUUGUCGGCAACCCAGCUAACACCAACUGCCUGAUUGCUGCCAAGUCCGCCCCAACCAUCCCCAAGGAGAACUUCUCCUGCCUGACCCGUCUGGACCACAACAGGGCCCGCUCCCAGGUGGCAAUGCGCUGUGGCCUUUCAGCCGACAAUGUGAAGAAUGUGAUCAUCUGGGGCAACCACUCUUCCACCCAGUACCCUGAUGUUCACCACUGCAAGGUCAACAUUAAGGGCAAAGACGAGGCGGCCUUUGACGUGGUGAAGGACGACGCCUGGCUGAAGGGAGACUUCAUCUCUACGGUGCAGCUGCGUGGUGCUGCGGUGAUCAAGGCCAGGAAGCUGUCCAGCGCCAUGUCCGCUGCUAAGGCCAUCUGUGACCACAUGAGGGACAUCUGGACCGGCACUGCUGAUGGUGAGUUUAUCUCUAUGGGUGUCUACUCUUCUGGGAACUCCUACGGUGUCCCUGAUGACCUCAUCUACUCAUUCCCUGUUACUAUCAAGGAUAAGACCUGGAAGAUUGUUGAUGGGCUGACAAUUAACGAGUUCUCCCGCGCCAAGAUGGACGCCACUGCCUCUGAACUGGUAGAGGAGAAGGACACGUCAGUUGAAUUCCUGUCCGCUUGACUAAAACCCCAGAACUUAGACAGCCAGAAACCUCCAGACCCUCGUCUGUGAAGCGCUCCUUGAGAUUUUGUGUGCGUUACAGUAUGUGUGUGUGCGAAAGUACGUGUGUGAGUCAUUGUGAACUAUAUAUACAUUGACAUUUCAUCUGUUACACAAAUGGAACAGGUCCAUAUUGAAAACCUGGGAGGAAUGUUUCUUCAGCUGAGAACGAUGCACUAGAUGUACAAUCACUCCUUAUUGAGUCCAACAAUAAUAAAAAAAAACGACCAUCUUA
Clupea harengus (Atlantic herring) is the source of this 1422-nucleotide messenger RNA. It is a transcript of the gene mdh1ab, whose product is annotated as malate dehydrogenase 1Ab, NAD (soluble). The record is from RefSeq and is a predicted model, not a curated record. Gene Ontology annotation, biological process: malate metabolic process. Gene Ontology annotation, molecular function: L-malate dehydrogenase (NAD+) activity. Lineage: Eukaryota; Metazoa; Chordata; Actinopteri; Clupeiformes; Clupeidae.